Messenger RNA from Danio aesculapii, 6059 nucleotides. It is a transcript of the gene ptprnb, whose product is annotated as protein tyrosine phosphatase receptor type Nb. The record is from RefSeq and is a predicted model, not a curated record. Lineage: Eukaryota; Metazoa; Chordata; Actinopteri; Cypriniformes; Danionidae. Gene Ontology annotation, biological process: protein dephosphorylation. Gene Ontology annotation, cellular component: secretory granule. The coding region runs from base 247 to 3084 and encodes 945 amino acids. Gene Ontology annotation, molecular function: protein tyrosine phosphatase activity. The transcript has 23 exons.
UCUCAGAAUAACUGCAUUACUGUACCGAUUGUCGUGCCCACUCUCCGGGUUUUCAGUGUGUCCGGUGCUCUCACCCCCUCCCCGCAGGAGCGCGCGCUGCUGCUUUUCGCGCACACACACUCCUCUUUAUCGCACUCUCCCCAAGACUCGUGUUUGUGGAGUUUGGCACACGCGCAGCAUCACAUCGAUCACCGUGUCAUCUAAAUAUGUCGGUGUGAACGGUGAAAAAAGGAGAGAAGCCGAGGGAUGAUGAGAUCGGCGCGUCUGUGGAUGCUGGUCUGUUUGGCGACUGCGUGUUGUCAGCUUGGCACCGGUGAUAAAUAUGGUUGUCUGUUUGAUGAAGGCCUGUGCUCCAGAGAGGAGAUUUGCUGGGAUGAUGAGCUGUUUGGUCAGUGUCUUGCGGAGAGACAGGAAAGGUUUCGCUACACGGUGACUGCAGUUCUGUUGGACAGACUACAGUCAUUACUGCAAACGCUCAUGAAGGAAGGACUGACAUGGCGGGAUGAUGUUACUCAAUCAGUGAUUAAGAAAGAACUCAGCAAAGUGCCGAAGAUCCCACUGUUUUCUGGCACAAAGAAUGGCCCCUCCACAGAGUCUCAGAGUGGCUCUACAAACCAGCUUAACUCCAAACAAGCACAUCCCUAUAUGGACUACAUGAUUGUCGAGCCCCCUCAGUCUUCUCUACAUAUGCAAAGUCUGGAUCCUUAUAGCUACCAGCGAUAUGGUUAUCAAGAUGAAGAGGAGCGCUCUUUAAACCUAGUGGACAAGGGCAGAUAUCCCGCAUCCUCCUCUCGCGUCAGGGGAAAUCCUCCAGUUCCUCCAUCUCUGGAUAAGGAUGAUCAGCUUCUGCAGGAUCUGAUGACUCUCCUCCUUUCCUCUCCUGCACAGCCCAGCUCGCGCCAUCGUGUGGCAGCACCCCACUCCACCUCAUCUUUUUUCCAGGAUCUGGACUUCCCGCUUGAAUACAAGGAUUAUAACAAGGACACCUUUUCCCAAGAUGAAAGGAUCAGCAGCCAAAGAGAGCCAAAGAAAGGUCCCCAGAAGUAUGGAGGCUUUUCUGCGCACAGCGGAAUAUCUCAACAAGGCCUAAAUGAGCUGCUCCUGCAACAUGGGUUUGAUCUAAAUCACCUCAACCCUGAGGAGAUGGAGCGUCUCUUCACUGUCCUUCAGUUCCUUCAAAACGAACCACCAAAUAAUCAGAGAAAAUCUGAAGCAAAGGAUUCCUCUGCGCCUCCAAAAGUGAUGAAGAUUACCGAGGGAGAGAUGACCCAUGUGGUGGAGAAGGCUUCUUCACCCGCUUCAAAUUCCUCCUCUUCUUCUCCGCUCAACCCUGGAUCUCAAACCUCCCCCAAGAGCCCCAGCUCCCCAGGGGCCUCCAAAGAUAACUCCAUCCCAAUGGGUGCCAGUGUACUAGGGCCUUUAACUUUCAAACAAGAGGAAGGACCGCUUGGAAAGGGAGCCCUGAGUGUACAACCAGGAAAGAAUAAAACUAAGAUAAAGGAGGAGUUUGGAUACAUUGUCACCAAUCAGAGCCCUCUCAAUCUGUCCGAUGGGGUUCGUCUCCUCAAGACCCUUGCUGAGACGAUCCAUCUCACCACUGACUCUUUCAUCAAUAUCAGUGUGGUUGGUCCAGCUGUCACUUUCCGGGUGCUCCCGAACAGCCAGAAUUUAACAGCAAGUGAGAUUUCCGAAAAGACUGUGUCUCAAAAGAACCUUCUAGAAACAGAGACUGGUCUGAAGGUGCUUCAGGCAGGUGUCGGGGAGAAGAAUGAAGGCCAUGCGUUGCCAGUGGCAACACGUGUUCGUGACAACACCCAGUGGGUGUUCCUCAUGUUUGUGGGUGUGGCUUGUUUGGGUGGACUCCUGGUGGGGGCGUUGACCAUCGCCUGUCUGCGCACUCAUGGCCGUCAUUUGGCAUCAGGGAAACUGGGACUGGGGCCUGAAGCAGGAAAUGUGACACAUUAUGAGUACCAGGAUCUUUGUCGGCAGCACAUGGCUGCUAAGUCCUCUUUGGGCAGGCAAGACUGUGGCGUCGGAGCUGCAGGUGGUGCUGGUCCGGGAGCUGUGGGAGGAGGUGGCGGUGGAGGAACAGAUACGUCACGUGUCAGCAGUGUGUCGUCACAGUUUAGUGACGCCCCUCAGCCAAGUCCUAGUUCACACAGCAGCACCCCCUCCUGGUGCGAGGAGCCAGCGCAGUCUAACAUGGAUAUCUCUACUGGGCACAUGAUUCUGGCAUAUAUGGAAGAUCAUCUGAAGAAUAAAGACCGUUUGCUCAAGGAGUGGGAGGCUCUGUGCUCCUACCAGGCAGAACCCAGCACCAUCUCAGCAGCCCAGAGUGAAAAUAACAUCAAGAAGAACCGCUGUUCGGAUGCCGUGCCCUACGACCAUUCCAGAGUGAAGCUGAAGGCUGAGAUUAACCCUUCCAGGACAGAUUACAUCAAUGCCAGCACCAUUAUCGAGCAUGACCCCCGGAUGCCAGCGUAUAUCGCCACCCAAGGACCUCUCUCACACACCAUCUCUGAUUUCUGGCAGAUGGUUUGGGAAAGCGGGUGUACAGUCAUAGUGAUGAUGACGGCUCUGGUUGAGGAUGGAGAAAAGCAGUGUGAUCGCUACUGGCCUGAUGAAGGCUCUUCUCUAUACCACAUCUACGAGGUGAACCUGGUGUCUGAGCAUAUCUGGUGUAAUGACUUCCUGGUGCGUAGUUUCUACCUGAAGAACGUCCAAACACAGGAAACUCGUACCCUGACUCAGUUCCACUUCUUAAGCUGGCCCGCACAGGGAAUACCCACUUCCACGCGCCCUCUGCUGGACUUCCGCAGGAAAGUCAACAAGUGCUACCGUGGACGCUCCUGCCCCAUCAUUGUGCACUGCAGUGAUGGUACAGGCCGGACUGGAACAUAUAUCCUGAUUGACAUGGUCCUGAACCGCAUGGCUAAAGGAGUGAAAGAGAUCGAUAUCGCUGCAACCCUGGAGCACAUUCGAGACCAAAGACCAGGAAUGGUUCGCACCAAGGAUCAGUUUGAGUUUGCGCUCACCGCUGUGGCUGAAGAGGUUAAUGCUAUACUCAAAGCUCUACCGCAGUAAAAUGAAUGGCUGUAAAUGAAGUCGACUCGCACAUACAUACGUACACUAUAACAACGACAUGCAUGUGGGCAUACAUGCCUUAAAUGGCCACCGAGGUUAGUAUUAUGGAUGUGCAUGAGUAAAUGAACUAGUCAAGUACUUGUUUACUAAUUAGCAAAACACGAUUUGCACUUUGAGUUUUCUUUGCUGAAAUGAUUAUUACUAAACCCUUCGCAUAAAUCAUGUUACACUACAUAAGUUAGACUGCGAUAUGAAAGGGUGAAAGAUCCAAGUGUGCAACAUUUCAAUCUUUAUGGUUCUGAUUAGAGUCAUGCUUUCCACUAGAUAAAGAUCAACUUUUAUGAUAGAAAGAAAGCCACCAGGAGAUAUGAGAGUUGUGUUCAAUCUGUGGCCGAAGAGCACUUUUUUACCCAUAGCAAACUGUUAAAGAGAUUAAAAUUAAUAUUUUGUCAAAAAAAAUUGCACACCAUUUACUUCUCACAAAUCAGUUUCUGUCUUCUUUUGAACACAAAGAUGACAUUCUGAAAAAAAAAAACAAUCAGGGAAUCUGUAAGCACUGACCUCCAUAGUAUUUCAUUUUCCUUCUAUGGAUGUCAGUGGUUACAGGCUUUCAGCUUUCUUCAAAAUAUCUGCUUUUAGGUUCAGUAUAGAAAAAAGAAAAGCAUAAUGGUUUGGAACCAAUUGAGGAUGAGUACAUUUUCAUUUUUGUGUAAUAUAUAUCUUCUAUCCCUUUAAACAAAAGCUGUUACAUGCACCCAAAUCAGAUCAUAAUUGGAUUGAUGAUUAAAAACUAAAUACUAAAUUCAGAUUUCAUCCAGACUUUAAAAAAUGCCUUUUGUUCAUCUACAUUCGUGUGAUACAUAUGCUUACAUAGUUUUAUUUACAUCUCGGUGACUUAUGAACUGGGGGAUAUUCCAGAAAGCAGGUUAUGUGACAUACCCGGAUAAGUUUAAUGAUGUGUAAACGGAUCAUCUUUCGGUUCCAAAAACAGAGGUAAUCUUUAGGGUUAUUUUUUCAUUCAAAUGUAUUCCUUGUAAUAAUGUAAUUUUAUUUAUUUUAACAAAUGUGGAAGCAAAACCAACCAACAGUUAAAAUAUAUAUAAAUCUACAGAUUAUCCUGCAAGCACAAACUGCUUUUUCUUCAACUGACGUUUAAUUUAAUGUGUACAGUGCUUAGCAUAAAUUAUUUUCAUUUAUAGAAUUCUCGGUGAAUAUAACCAAUAUGUUUGUGCAUUUAAACAAACGAGAUUUAUUAAACAGUUAUAUCUAUUAAAUUAAGACUUUGGUCACCAAACAUCUUUAGGAAUGGAAAGAUAAAACAUUUCAAUUCAAACAAGUAAAAAACAAACAAAAAAAACAAAUGUUUGUUAUUCUGUUUAUUUUGUGUUCGCGGUUAACAUACUCUUAGUUGACUAAACUUACUCCCAGGAGUGGUUUUGAAACCGAUAUUUCUUGAGUAAGCAGGUAUAGGGUUAAUCAUCCCAGAGCUCAGACAGUGAAUCAGACUGAAUAUUUACUACACAUUUCGUCACCUUAGAAUUAUAAGGUUCUAUCUGACAUUUUUGUCAAAACUGAAUUAUUCACAUAUUCUUGCUAAAUGACAUCUUAUUUACAUUAUGUGAUGUUUUUUUUUUUAUAAGUUGUUUUCAUUGUAAGACUUUUUAUUUAAAAAACAAAAAAGGUUUCAUCUACAAAGUCGAACUCUAGCUUGGCUCUAUGAGGUUUUCUGUGAACCAAUCAGCAUUUCGAAUGCAGCAACGAGGACCCAUCAGGAUCAGUUUUCUUUGUCAUUUCACUGGUCUGCUUUGUUGAUAGCAGGAAAGACCAGAAAGAAACACAAAAUCAGAAUCGACUAAAUAAUGCUGCACUACACAAAAUUGAGAAGAAACCUGAAACUGAAAAGAUGUGUGUAAAUGUGAUAAUUAAGAAGCAUUUUUGACAUUGAGAUGAAAUGUAAAAUUUUACUUUGUUAAAAAAGAAACGGUUAUUAAAAGAUUUAUAUAAUAAAUGUAAAACAUAUUUUUAUUUGUGUAUAUAGUCAGUGAAACAUUUUUUUGUGUUUUAAACUCAUUUGCUCAUUGUCUGUUUUCUUUUAAAGUCUUUAAAUUUGAUGUUAAGCCUUGAAGAGCAAAUGCUUAAUUUAACUAAUGGGAAAUAUAAUUCAAUAAAUAUAAUUCAAUAGUUUAUAUAAAGCAUAUAAUUCAAUAAAUAUUACCAUAUUAAUUACGUAAAAUUAACAGCUGCACUGGAUAAAAUAUUUCGCACAGCCUUGUUUAAACAAGAAAAAAAUAUUCAUCUUAAAAUAUGAAAUAAAUGUUACAGAAGGCAAAAAUGUAACUUUCUCAAGCCUAAACAUAUUGUUACAACCCCAAUUUAUAUUUUAUUUGUGAUUGUAUUUCUUGAAAAGUAAUGCUUCAAUUAAAGAUCUGCCAGAUAGAACCUUAUAAUUCCAAGCGGGAAAUGACUUUUCAGAAUUAGUAGCUUCUAUCUGCAUUUGUUGUGUUAUUUUUACUCCAAUCUGCAAAUGUAAGAGAAUUUUGAUUUUUUUCGAUUUAGAGUACAUUUAGGGUCUCUGUCAUGUUAAUGUAUGAAAGAGCAUUGUUACACACAUAUUGUUUGCUAUAUGAAAUGCAAAAUCUUUGAAGCUCGAUAUCUCAAGAUCAUUAGGAGCACAGAACCUUAUAAUUCCAAGGUGACGAUUUGCUAAAGCACAUGUCUGCUUUUUUUUGAUAUCCAAAAGUUCCAAGUAUAGCUCCAGGGACAUUAUCACAAUGCUCUCUUCAGAUCUGAACAUUGCAACUCAUGUGCUGACAUGUAAUGCCCACUAUAUAUCAGUUUGAUUGAAAUGUUUACUCUGAAUCUGGAAUCACAUUUCUAUUAUUUUAUUAUUCUGUAAACAGCCCUAAAGAUGGCAACUGCCAGCGCUUUGAAUUUCAUAAAAUUAAAAACAAUAUACACCUUAAUUUCAUUUAGAU